This is a messenger RNA of Belonocnema kinseyi, 753 nucleotides long. RefSeq lists its product as uncharacterized. The record is from RefSeq and is a predicted model, not a curated record. NCBI's taxonomy places the organism in Eukaryota, Metazoa, Arthropoda, Insecta, Hymenoptera, Cynipidae. Bases 1 to 585 code for a protein of 194 amino acids. The transcript is spliced from 6 exons.
AUGGCGUAUUGCUUGAGCAGUACCCUUAGAAAGAGGUUUCUCAAAAAAAAAAAAAGAGAAACGUCACCAAUACGAGAAUUGCAUGACAAAUCAGCACAAGAAGACGUUGAAAUAUCUUCCAACGAUUCAUCAACAUCAGCGCGAGAAGUACAAUGUAGAAUAGAAGAGAAGAAGCUUGAACUUGAAAAAUUGAACAAAAUCUUAGAUAAACGUGAUGCUCAGAAGAAACUAAAAUCAAGAACGAAUAGGAGAUUGUCAUUUAACGAAGAAUCCGAACGCUUUGAAAAUACGGCAAUGUUGGGUAACCGAAGUGAAGCGAAUUCUCCAGAUCAUGCGGUAGUUUCUACAAAAAACAUUCAAAGAGAAAGGUCGAGCGGAGGAUCUACUUGUAAAGAUUUUUUAAUUGAUCCAAAAACUUUAUACAAUGAUGUUGUUAAAGAAAGACACUCAGAACGUGCAGCGACUCUUCCUCGAUAUGAAUCAUUCCAGCACAUUAAUCAACUUGGAGAACAUAAUGCCUUAAUGAUAGACUUGAAGAUCAAAAAGAAACAGCAUCUACUCAUCAAGAUAAACUGCAUAAAGUAGGAACAUAUCUUGGGCAACAUGUUGGCAAUAUUCGAAGGCCUAUGUAUCUUGACACGGUGCAAAAAAAGAAAUAAACGGCCGAAAGUGAGAUCCAACGUGAUGUCGUACGAAGGCGUGGAUUUUAUUUUAAGAUAAACUUAUAAAUAAUGUAUGCGUUCGCUUUUUGCA